AUGGAAACACCAUCAUCAUCUGUAUUGUUAAUAGAUUCGAUUACAAAAUUUAUUUUAAAUCAUUUUAAAAAAUUAGGAAAAAUUACUAAAUAUUCAUCUAAACCUUUAAUAGUUGCUAUAAACGGACCUCAAGGAUCUGGUAAAACCACAUUAGUAAAUCAAUUAAAAUAUCAACUUAAAAAUCACUCUGAUCAAUUAAAAUUGUCAAGCAAAUAUCCGGAUAACAAAUUGUUAAAGUAUCGUGGACAACCUGGAACUCAUGAUAUUUUAUUAGGAGUAAAUUUCUUUAAAAAACUAUGCGACAAUCAAUUCAAAUAUUCAACUUCCUCAUCCUCACAUAAUCGUAGUAGUCGUGAAAAAGAAGAAGGAGAAAAGGAAGUAUUAUUGGUUCCAUCUUAUGACAAGUCGUUAAAUAAUGGUCAAGGUAAUCGAUUAUCGAUUGAUAAAUGGAUAAAAAGUUAUCCACCAUUUGACAUAAUGUUAUUUGAAGGAUGGUGUGUUGGUUUCAAGUCAUUAAAAAAAGAAGAUUUGAAAAAUAUUUAUUAUGAUAGCAACAUUAACAAUGAUUGUUAUUCGUUAGAAAAUAUUUUGUUAAUUAAUGAAAAUUUAAAAAAUUACGAGAAACAUUGGUACAAGUAUUUUGAUAUAUUUAUACAUUUGGAUGUUGAGAAUAUCAAAGAAGUUAGAAAUUUUGUUGAUAGAUUUAUGCCUUCUUAUGAAAUAUAUUUACCAUAUCUAAGAAAACAAAAUUUCUUUUGUAAAGUUGAAAAUAAAAAGGAGGAGGAAGAAGAAAUUAAAAGUUGCACAAAUCUCAAUGAACAUUAUGGAAAGCAUUUAAGAAUCAUAUUAGAUAAAAAUAGACAAUUAAUCAGCGAGACCAUAAUGUAA
Molecule: messenger RNA, 888 nt
Organism: Entrophospora sp. SA101
Lineage: Eukaryota; Fungi; Glomeromycota; Glomeromycetes; Entrophosporales; Entrophosporaceae
Source: the annotation of a GenBank genome assembly